This is a messenger RNA of Nipponia nippon (crested ibis), 3424 nucleotides long. The record is from RefSeq and is a predicted model, not a curated record. NCBI's taxonomy places the organism in Eukaryota, Metazoa, Chordata, Aves, Pelecaniformes, Threskiornithidae.
AUGACGCAGCUACGUGCUGACAGCAUGAUGGACAGCAGAAGGAAAGAGAAAAGAAAGAAAUACCAUCGCUUUCAUGAAACAAAGAUCGCAGCAGUCAGAAAAGUUCUGAAGGAAUAUCAGCAGAAGAAUAACCCUGGAGCAACUGCAGGAACCAAGAAAAAACGAAAAACUAAAGAAGACAGUAGGCCCGGGACUCCCACCAACGAUGACCGGCAGCCUCCAGAGAACAUUCAGAACAUUCUGAAGGUGCUGGUGUCAGACCUUAACCGCUCCAAUGGGGUAGCCAUACCCUCAUUGGACAAGAGGAAGGCAUACUUUGACAGUGAUGUUGCCACUCGUAACGCUGAACAGCUUGCUACCGAUGUCCCUGUGCUAUCUAACAGCAACAGUCUACCUAGUUGUGGUUCUGUUCUGCCUGCUCCUGGGAGCAUGCAGCUGACACAGAUUCAUGAAGCUGAGGAUCAUAAAAACACUUUGGAUGAGAACAGGUCUUUCUCGUCAACAGAAAGUCUCCGCCAGUUGUCUGAACAACUCAAUGGCCUGGUUUCUCAGUCUACGUCGUAUGUGAAUGGGGAAAGUGCUGUUUCUUCCACAAAUAUUAAGGAAAUGGAAACACGUUACCAGGAGCUGGCAGUAGCCCUGGAUUCCAGCAAUCUAACUAACAAACAGCUCGUUACAAAGAUAGAGGAAUUGAAACAGCAGAACCAAGAAGCAGUGAAUCAGCUGGAGAAGGAAAAGAAGGAGUUUGAACAGAAAUUUUCUAAAGAGCAAGCAGCACUGAGGGAACAGCUGCAGGUUCAUAUCCAGACUAUUGGAAUUCUAGUUUCUGAGAAGUCUGAGCUGCAGACAGCCCUUGGACAUACUCAGCAAGCUGCACGGCAGAAAUCAGGAGAAGCUGAAAACCUUGCUGCUCGUUUACAUUCAUCUCGCCAGAGGGUAUCGGAGCUAGAACGUACUUUGUCCUCCAUCUCUACGCAGCAAAAACAGUCAGAGAAGCAUAAUAAAGAGUUAGUGAAGGAGCGAGACAACCUGAAACUGGAACUGUACAAACGAAGCAAAAGUAGUGAGGAAAUAAAGCAGCAGAAUUCGGAGCUGUCAGAGAAGGUUCACUCCCUGGUUUCCCAGAACGCAGCUAUGAAGUUGGAUAUGGAGGAUUUGCAUAAGAAACUGGAAAUGGCUGAACUGAUGAUCCAACAGUUCUCAAAUCAGGCAGGGAGUCUGGAUGCAAACCAGCAGUUGCAGAUGGCACUGGAGGAGAAGGCGAGCCUGGAAACCCAGGUUGCUCAGCUCUCAGAGUCACUUCACCAGCUGCAGGCAGAAAGAGAUCAGUAUGUAGAGAAGCUGAAGGAGGAGCGGAGCAUUUGGCAGCAGCGGGUACAGCAGCUCUCUGAGCAGGUCCACACAAUGGCAGAGGAGAAGGAGAAGCACAUGGCCCAAAUUCGGGAGCUGGAAGCCAAUGUUACAGAGCUGCUGAGCAAAUCAGCCAUGAAGCCCAUGGAUGUUGAGCCUUCCUCGCCAGCAGGGCCCACAGCAGCUGAGCUGAGUCUGCAGGAAGAGAUCCAGCGGCUGCAGCAAGAGAAGGAGGAACUGCAUGGGCAGUACCAGGCCCAGGUCCGGGACAACGAGCAGCUGAGCCACCUCAACCGGGAGCAGGAGGAGCGGCUCCUGGAGCUGGAGAAGGCUGUGCAGCGCUACAAUGAGGAGUCUGUGGACAGACAGCAGAUCCUGGAGGACAUGCAGAGUGACAAGGCCACAAUCAGUAGGGCACUGAGCCAAAAUCGGGAGCUGAAGGAGCAGCUGGCUGAGCUGCAGAAUGGGUUUGUCAAACUGACAAAUGAAAACAUGGAGGUUACAAGUGCCCUACAGUCAGAGCAACAUGUAAAGAAAGAGCUGGCCAAGAAGCUUGCGCAGCUGCAGGAGAACCUGGGAGAGCUCAAAGAGACGCUGGAACUGAAAACACAGGAGGCUCGGGGGCUGCAGGAGCAGCGGGACCAGUACUACGGCCACUUACAACAGUACACGGUGGCGUACCAGCAGCUGUCUGCCGAGAAGGAGGAACUGCACAAACAGUACUUGCUUCAGACACAGCUUAUGGAUCGGCUCCAGCACGAGGAGGUUCAGGGGAAGGUGACAGUGGAAAUGCACCUGAAAGAGCUGCAGCAGACCAAGGAAAGUCUGGAAGCUGUAGCUAAGGAAAACAAGGAGCUGCAGGCCCAGAUCAGUCAGUUAGCAGCAGACCUGGAUGGCAGGAUUUUGCACCGACUAGAUGGAGACGGAGUUGAAAGUGAAGCAAUGACCGAAGAAAUCCAGAAAUCUUCAUUUGUGAUCCCAGAGACGUUUGAAAGCCAUGAAGAAAUGGUCGCUUUCUUGACAUCUGCCAUGUCCCAAGUGGAGAAGGAGCGGGAAGACCUGAGGCAGCAGCUGGCUGCUCAGAAACAGCAGUGCAGAAGCCUCCUGCAGCAAAUAGCAGCUCUUAGGCAGCAGCAGCAGCAACAGAGCAUCGCGCUGGGUGGAGAUUCCACUGUGGAUACUGUUCCAGUGGAGGUUCACGAGGCUUUGAAAACUGCCAUGGAGAAACUACAGUCCCGUUUCACAGACCUGAUGCGUGAGAAAGCUGAUCUGAAGGAACGGCUAGAAGAGUUAGAACAUCGCUGCAUACAGCUGUCCGGGGAAACAGACACCAUUGGGGAGUAUAUUGCAUUAUACCAGAGUCAAAGGGCUAUCCUCAAACAGCGACACCAGGAGAAGGAGGAGUACAUCAGCAGGUUGGCUCAGGACAAGGAAGAGAUGAAGAUGAAACUACUGGAACUGCAGGAUUUAGUGAUGCGUCUGGUCAGGGAAAGAAAUGAAUGGUACAGCAAGUAUGUAGCAGCUGCUCAAAACCCCGAGCUGUUAGCAAGCCAGAAUGAAAGCGUGCUUCCAGCAGAGAGGUGCAUUGAACUGAACGCUACCGAUGGAGAAGGGUUACGAGAAGUGAAUUUAUCAGAUGAAGCAGAACAAGAGGCUGCUGUUCUUCAUCAAUCCGGUUUCUCCCCUAUUGACAGUAAAGCUGCUCAGCCGAGCCAAGAGGACCCCACAGCAAAGCAAAUAAUGCAGCUUCUCAGAGAAAUCCAGAACCCUCAGGAGAGGCUGGGCUCCCUGCUGGAAAACCCCUGCAUUCCCUUCUUCUACCGUGCUGAUGAGAACAACGAGGUCAAAAUCAUGGUAGUUUAAGUGGCGCUAAAUCUUAUUUACAGCCAUUUUCUAUGAGCCUGAAAGGACUUAACUGACUGGUACGUGCCCAUACCUCUGCUCGGUGCCCUUGGUCAGAACAGAACCUACUUUAACGACAUCAGGAAAGAGGGAUUGCACAGACGGAACUUGAGCAUCAGACCUCAUCCUCCCUUUCUCUUUCUGCUGUUACUUGGUGUGCUCGGAGUACAGG